This is a messenger RNA of Cyprinus carpio (common carp), 762 nucleotides long. RefSeq names its product protein S100-A5-like. Lineage: Eukaryota; Metazoa; Chordata; Actinopteri; Cypriniformes; Cyprinidae. Gene Ontology annotation, molecular function: calcium ion binding; transition metal ion binding. The record is from RefSeq and is a predicted model, not a curated record.
UCAAACUGAGUUGGCGUGCUACAGAUCCUUCAUAGCACAUGAAUGAAUCAUUCCUGCCAUUGUGUGUGCUGUGGAGUAAAAAAUAAGUGCUUUAAAAGCAGCAGAUGAUUCACCCUGACAAAACAUCCACACAACUUCUCUGGGAACACACCAAUCUCAAGACAUGUCUAAGCUGGAGAAAGCCAUUGUGGCCAUAGUGGAGGUGUUUGAGGAGUAUGCAGGGACAGAUGAGCAGAAAACCCAGCUCAGUAAUGCUGAACUUGGCCAGCUUAUUAAAGCCCAAAUUACCAGUCCUGAAUUUAAGGAUAAAGUGGAUCCAGAUAAUAUUAAGGAUGUCAUGGAAGAGCUGGAUAAGAACCAUGAUGGUGAAGUGAACUUCCGUGAAUUCAGUCAGUGUAUUGCUGGCUUAGCCAAGGCCUACUACAUAAAGAAGCAUGGCAAGGAAAAGUGCAGAGGAAAGGGCAGGGGGUGUCAGGAUAAGUGAACAUACACAUCCUUACACUCCUGAUGCACUAGACUUUUGCCUCCUACAAGGUUCCAAUGUACCUCUCGAUAAUGUGUAAUAAUGUUGGAAACAAUUUUAUAUGCUAUAAGACAGGCACAGUAAAAAUGGUUUGAACAAAUAUAAUGCCUGUUAGUCCAUAUAGUAGGAAACAUUUCUCAACAGUGUUGCCUAAUGAACAAUAAAAUUUACUUAGACAUGCAUUUUGCAGUAGUGUAAUGUAUAGUUUUCUGGAGACUAAUAAAAACCUCUUUUCAUCA